GGUGCCGCAGGGGAAGUUCCGCCCCUUCCCCGGGGGCCGCGGGUUCGAGUCCCGGCCCCGCCGCUUCCGCCUCCGGGGCCGGGCCGGGGUCGCGGCGCUGCCAUGUCCUGCCACUUCCAGAAGCUUUUUGGGACCGACGGGGAGCUGGAGGACGAGGAUUUCCUCUCCGCUGUGGAAGAUGCAGAGAACCAGUUUGUGACCCCCAGGCGUUCCUCACCCAGCGUGGCCCCGGUUCCUCCCAGUACAGCCCACCCCAGUACAGCCCACCCCAGUACAGCCCACCCCAGUAAAGCCCCCACCCUCCGGCCCCUCGCCGGGCAGGGCGAGCAUCCCGUGGGAUUGCAGGGACCCCCGUGGCGGGGGGCAGCCCCCCAGGACGAGCUGGACAAUGCCCUUUUCCUGGCUGCCUGCAGGGAGCUGGAGGGUCCCGAGGUGCCCCCGGGGGCUGGCACUGCCCCGGUGCCCCCCGGGCGCCGCGAGAAGCCCCCAGGGAAGGAGAACGCUCAGGAAUGUGCGGCCCCCAAAAAGCUCAGGGUGGGAGAGGAGCCGCUCUCGGGUUCUGGGGGGCUGCAGGACAGGCAGGGCCCCCUCCCCAGUGCCAAACUGGUGCUACGGCCCAGCGCGGCCGGUGCCUGUGCCCCCAGACCCCCCCCUCCCAUGGGAGAGCCGGGAAGCUCCCGAGGGUCCCUCCCUGCUCCGGGGGCUCCGUGCCUGAGGCCUGGCCAAGCCCCCCUAGGAAGGAACAGCUCCUCGGUGCCCUGGACCCCCCCAGCACAGAGCUGCCCCCAGCCCCGGCUGCCCCCCGGCCCCCCGAGCGCCCCCGUGGUCACCAACCACCUGGUGCAGCUGGUGACAGCGGCCAGCAGAGCCCCCCGGGCAGCCCCCCGAGCCCCCGCCCGCAGGGAGAGCCGGCGCUUCCCGGGGCCCGCCGGGAUCCUGCCCCAGCAGCACUCUGGGAAGCUGCUGGAGGAGAUCCUGGUGUCUGCCCCCCAGACUCCAGCUCACGGGGCUGUGGCGAAGCCGCGGGCUCAGGCGCUGCCCAGCUCCCCGCUGCCCACGGAGGAGGAUUUUGGGAAGGGGCCCUGGCUGGCCAUGAAGACGGAGCUGGGGCUGGAUGAGAGGGACCCCAGCUGCUUCCUGCACACCUACAGCGUGGUCAUGGUGCUCCGCAAGGCAGCCCUGAAGCAGCUCCCAAAGAACAAGGUGCCCAGCAUGGCCGUGAUGAUCAAGACCCUGACCAGGAGCAGCGCCGGCGCUGGCGCCGUGUUCCGGGACCCCACAGGGGAGAUGCAGGGCACCGUGCACCGGCUGCUGCUGGAGCAGAGGCAGAGCGAGCUCCGGGCCGGCUCCGUGCUGCUCCUGAGGCAGGUCGGGGUCUUCUCCCCCUCCCACCGCAACCACUACCUCAACGUGACCCCCAACAACCUCCUGCGGAUCUUCCCACCCGAGCCCGAGGGCUGCUCCCCCCAGCAGGUUCCUGCCCAGGCUGAGCUGACCCCAGAGCCCCCUGCACAGCCCACCCGGGGUGUCCCCUUUCCUGAGGACUGGGGACAGUCGAGGACAAGUGGACACAGUGCAGAGCAGCAUCCUGGGGGCUUCUCCCUGUGCCCACCGAGCUCUGAUCCCAGCUGGGAAGAGCCGGUGGGAGCUGAUGGAUGUGACAUGGAUGACCUGGACGGGCUCCUGGGAGAGCUGCCUGAGGAUUUCUUCUCAGCCCCAGCUCAGGUUGACUGUGGCUGAGCCCAGCACAGGGUGACGGUGCCGAGGAGCAGGUGACACACCUGCCACCCACCCGCCUGCUUCUCCGUGGUGUUUGUUGUGGAGCUGAGAGCUGGGGACACCCUGGGGAGAAGUGGCCUCAGCACUUUGGGCACACGGGCUCCCCUCGCUCCCAAACCUGCAUUAAAGGGCUGUUUUGUUUCUGCAUCACCUGUGUCCUCGUGUGUCACCCCUCUGUGCCUUCCCGGGGGUCCCUGCUCCCCCCCUGGGCAGGAGGAGCCAUCCC
This is a messenger RNA of Passer domesticus (house sparrow), 2005 nucleotides long. RefSeq names its product homologous recombination factor with OB-fold (gene HROB). The transcript has 10 exons. NCBI's taxonomy places the organism in Eukaryota, Metazoa, Chordata, Aves, Passeriformes, Passeridae. Bases 103 to 1740 code for a protein of 545 amino acids. Gene Ontology annotation, biological process: recombinational repair. The record is from RefSeq and is a predicted model, not a curated record.